ACGUAGUAGAGUGUAAAGUGGUUUAUCGGUGCAAAUGGUUGGGCCAUCUACCCCGGCUACACGCCAUUAGUCACCCGUUCCCCCAUCGUUGGACUUCUUCACCUUCAAAUAAAUUUCCCCUCCUGGCUAAAUCCGAGCCCAUAUCUAUAAUCUUGAGCAGAAAAAUAACUGGGUUACUCUUUAAUCUUGGAACAGAGAUGAAGGUGGUAGUCACGACUCGUAGCGGCAGAGAACUCAUAAAGGGUGGCCUUGAGCUCAGUGAUUCUGCUACUGUGGCUGAUCUGCAGGAAGCAAUAUACAAGCGAACCAAGAAGUACUAUCCCUCUAGACAGCGAUUGACCCUGCCUAUUCCGCCGGGUUCAAAAGAGAAGCCCACUGUCCUUCACUACAAGAAGAGUCUCAAAGAAUACACAGAUGGGAAUGGAGACACACUGACUGUGGUUUUCAAGGAUCUAGGUCCCCAAGUCAAGUACAGCACCCUUUUCUUCUGGGAAUACUUGGGCCCUUUGAUCCUCUAUCCUAUGUUCUAUUACUACCCUGUGUACCAGUUUUUCGGCUACAAAAAGGAGCGUGUCAUCCAUCCUGUCCAGAUGUAUGCCUUGUAUUACUGGUGUUUCCACUACUUUAAACGUAUAAUGGAAACCUUUUUUGUGCACCGUUUCAGCCAUGCUACGUCACCCCUUUCCAAUGUCUUUCGGAACUGUGCUUAUUACUGGAGCUUUGGUGCUUACAUUGCUUAUUAUGUCAACCACCCACUUUACACACCAGUCAGUGAUCUCCAAAUGAAGAUUGGGUUUGUGUUUGGGUUGCUUUGUCAAAUUGCAAAUUUCUAUUGCCAUAUCUUGUUGAGAAAUCUCCGGGGUGCUGAUAGUGGUGGAGGGUACCAAAUUCCACAUGGCUUUUUAUUCAACAUUAUCACGUGUGCAAAUUACACAACCGAGAUUUAUCAGUGGCUAGGCUUCAACAUUGCUACACAGACUGUAGCGGGCUAUAUAUUUAUGGUUGUUGCUGCCUCCAUAAUGACAAACUGGGCUCUCGCGAAGCACCGUCGACUAAAGAAGCUAUUUGAUGGAAAGGAGGGAAGACCAAAAUAUCCCCGACGAUGGGUAAUACUGCCCCCAUUCCUGUAGAUUUACGGGCAAUCAUGCACUUGAUUUCUUGUGGAGUACGAAUUAAGCAGCAUCGUCGAAGUUCGAAAGAGGUCAAUUAUCACAAGAGCUUUAAUAAUGGAUCAGAUUAUCUGUUAGUUUGCUUUCCAUGAAAGGUUGGACAAUGGCAAACCCUGGCAUUGUGCCACUCCUUUGGUGAUAUCUUUUUAGGACUUAUUUAAUAUGUUGAGCAAUAGGAUUUCAAUUUCUUGAAAUUUGGGUCGAUGCAAAGAAAUUCCUGCUGUUGUGAUCUUGAUUAUUAAGUGUUCAGUUACUCGAUAAUACUUGAUCGAUUGCUUGUGCAUUCAGAACUAGUUUGUCAUAAAUCAUCUUUACAUACUGAAUUGUGCAUGAGAUUCUAAAUCUGUGUCUGUGGAAUGGGAAUUCUGAAUAGUUGAUGAUCA
Molecule: messenger RNA, 1552 nt
Organism: Olea europaea var. sylvestris
Lineage: Eukaryota; Viridiplantae; Streptophyta; Magnoliopsida; Lamiales; Oleaceae
Product: very-long-chain enoyl-CoA reductase-like
Exons: 4
Coding region: 198-1130 (310 amino acids)
Biological process (GO): very long-chain fatty acid biosynthetic process
Molecular function (GO): oxidoreductase activity, acting on the CH-CH group of donors
Source: RefSeq, a predicted model, not a curated record